Castor canadensis (American beaver) is the source of this 2557-nucleotide messenger RNA. NCBI's taxonomy places the organism in Eukaryota, Metazoa, Chordata, Mammalia, Rodentia, Castoridae. The record is from RefSeq and is a predicted model, not a curated record.
GCCUGCGAUGUCCUGGGGCCCACGCCUGCCCAGAGUCACCCCACCGAGAACCCAACCCUGAGGAGGUCAAGGCCACUGGUGCCUGCAGCCAGCCCCAGUCCUUUAUUCACCAGGACAGCUACUCCAGCUUGAUACCCAUGACAUACCUUCAAAAUAGUCCCUGGCUUCUCAGCACAUUAGCACCACCUGGAACUCCAGAGAGGGGACAUCCCAUACCCCCAACACACAGGACCAUACCUUAAUCAGCCUGAGAAGACAGUGGUGGCAAAAAGACCUGAUUUUGAAUCUUAGCAAUGCCACUUACAUGUGAUCUGGCCAGUGGCUCACUCGCUCACUCUUAGGAAGCUUCCAUCUCCUCUGUGUACAAGGGGGAUAUAAUCCUCAACGGGGGAUCAUGGGAUGGGCCACAAGGAAUGUAGUGCACCUGGCACAUAGCAGGAAUUUUGUGAACAAUGGCUACCACCUUUCCCCUGGGCCCUAGGCUCCUUCCCAUCUCACCAGCCUGGCCACAUCCUCAACACCCAUGUUUAGAGACAAACAUUUAUCAAUCAUCUGUGUUCUACAGGAAACACCAAAGCUACUACAGGUGAUAAAAUGGCACAACUGUGCUCUACCUUCGGGUGUCCUCCAGCCUGAACUCCUUCCUAGUCUCAGCAGGAAUCAUCAAUCCCAUUCCCUUCUGCCUCCUCUCCUGCACUUGGUCCUUACCUAGCCCACCUGUCACUAUGGCAGCCCUGAUCGCAGAGAACUUCCGCUUCCUGUCACUCUUCUUUAAGAGCAAGGAUGUGAUGAUUUUCAAUGGGCUGGUGGCACUGGGUACAGUGGGCAGCCAGGAACUGUUCUCUGUGGUGGCCUUCCAUUGUCCCUGCUCGCCGGCCAGGAACUACCUAUAUGGGCUGACAGCUAUUGGAGUGCCUGCCCUGGCACUCUUUCUCAUUGGUGUCAUGCUCAACAACCACACUUGGAAUCUAGUCGCUGAAUGCCAGUAUCGGAGAGCCAAGAACUGCUCAGCUGCCCCCAACUUCCUCCUCCUGAGCUCCAUCCUGGGUCGUGCAGCUGUGGCCCCCAUCACCUGGUCUGUCAUCUCCCUGCUGCGCGGGGAGGCCUACAUCUGUGCUCUCAGUGAGUUUGUGGAUCCCUCCUCGCUCACAGCUGGGGAAGAAGGCUUCCCACCAGACCAUGCCACAGAGAUCCUGGCCAGAUUUCCUUGCGGGGAGGGCCCUGCCAACCUGUCAGGCUUCCGGGAGGAGGUCAGCCGCAGGCUCAAGUAUGAGUCCCAGCUCUUUGGGUGGCUGCUGAUCGGUGUGGUGGCCAUCCUGGUGUUCCUGACCAAGUGCCUCAAGCAUUACUGCUCACCACUCAGCUACCGCCAGGAAGCCUACUGGGCACAGUACCGUACCAACGAGGACCAGCUGUUCCAGCGCACAGCAGAGGUGCACUCAAGGGUGCUUGCAGCCAACAAUGUACGCCGCUUCUUUGGCUUUGUGGCACUCAACAAGGAUGAUGAGGAGCUGGUGGCCAAGUUCCCAGUAGAAGGCACACAGCCGCGGCCACAGUGGAAUGCCAUCACUGGUGUCUAUUUGUACCGUGAGAACCAGGGCCUCCCACUCUACAGUCGCCUGCACAAGUGGGCCCAAGGUCUGGCAGGCAAUGGAACAGCUCCUGACAAUGUGGAGAUGGCUCUGAUUGCCUCCUAAGGAGUUGCUUGCUACCUUCUUUUCAAAAGACACUACUUUGUUCCCAACAGAACCCAGCUGCCUGCUCACAUCAGCAUCGAAAGAGGAUCUUUCUUUUUUUAACCACAGGUUCUUGGGCACAAGCCAGGGGAACAUAAAGUGGCCUGGGGUGUACAACAUGGUCAGCUGACAGAACUCCCAGACCUGAAGAAUCCCUUCUGUCCUGUGGCCACCAGCUACAACUUUGGGGAAAAGACUUCCAGGACUAAUCCUAAAUUAACUAUGACGUGGAUGAUCUUCGGUGGGAAUCUAAACUGAGACAUCUUGGCUAACAGAGCUAAGUGACAGUGAAACUCACCAGUGGGCUCUUUGUAUAGUACAUUGCGCAGUUAAUUUGUGUCUAAUUGCAUAGGGAUAUUCACCACUGGGAUAACUGCCCUGCAUUGCAUACCUCUAGCUUAUUUUAUAUAUUUAAACUUUUGAUAAAACUUUUCUUACUAAAAAGGACUAGCAAGGUGUCCAUUUGAUUGAAAGGGCAUGGUGGUCAUGCAGACCAGCUCAAAUCCUAUGUCCUGUGGAAGGUAAGGGAACAGGAUUAAAAUGGGCCACAGUGAUGGCAGCAGCGGAGUACCAGAUGUUUUGCACAGGGGAAGGCCAAAGGCUUGAGAUCUCUGGGCAACUGGAUCCAGUUGUCUGAUAUGACCUGGUCAGAGGGAGACUGGCCUUUCUAAGAGGAAAGCUUGGCUGAAAGUUUCAAAGUCAGAAGAUCCUGCCCUUGGCAGGACAGAACCAGUCCUUGGAGCCCAGUGCUAACCUGUAAAACCUAGCCAGUUGUGGCUUCUCCCCACAGCCCCACCCCAGAUACCUCCACCACCUCUAAA